GCCGCGGCUCUUCUUUAUUGAGGAGAAAAACUCAAAGGGAUAAAAAGGAAUCAUGCGGUAGGCAAAGAAGGCUUUCCAUUCUCAGCAGCACCUUUAGAAAUUGACAUCCCACUGCCGAGCUGCUACCUUGCAAAGACUGCUUCUGUCAAUGGAGCUGGAAAACAUUGUUGCCAACACUGUCUUGCUAAAAGCCAGGGAAGGGGGUGGAGGAAAGCGUAAAGGCAAAAGCAAAAAGUGGAAGGAAAUCUUGAAGUUCCCUCACAUUAGCCAGUGUGAAGAUCUCCGAGAGAUGAUAGACAGAGAUUACUUCAGUCUGUGUGACAAGCAGCCAAUCGGAAGGCUUCUUUUCCGGCAGUUCUGUGAAACUCAGCAUGAGCUGGAGUGCUGUAUUAGGUUCCUUGACUCUGUGGCAGAGUAUGAAAUUACACCAGAUGAAAAACUGGGAGAGAAAGGGAAGGAAAUCGUGAUGAAAUACCUCACCCCAGAGUCCCCAGCAUAUGUCACUGAAGUCAGCCAAGACCUGAUCCACCAAACAGAGGAGAAACUUGAACUGAGACCCUGCAAAGAACUCUUUUCUCACUGUGCAAAAUCUGUCCUUGACUACCUAAGUGGAGAACCAUUUCAAGAAUAUCUGGAAAGCAUGUAUUUUGACAGGUUUCUCCAGUGGAAGUGGUUGGAAAGACAACCAGUGACCAAAAACACUUUCAGGCAAUAUCGAGUGCUAGGCAAAGGAGGCUUCGGGGAGGUCUGUGCUUGUCAGGUUCGGGCUACAGGGAAAAUGUACGCCUGCAAGCGGCUGGAGAAGAAGAGGAUAAAGAAGAGGAAAGGGGAGUCCAUGGCGCUCAAUGAGAAGCAGAUUUUAGAAAAAGUCAACAGUCAGUUUGUUGUCAACUUAGCCUAUGCCUACGAAACAAAGGAUGCAUUGUGCUUAGUUCUGACCAUCAUGAAUGGAGGUGACCUGAAGUUCCACAUCUACAACAUGGGAAAUCCGGGCUUCGAGGAGGAGAGAGCCUUGUUUUAUGCAGCAGAGAUCCUUUGUGGCUUGGAAGAUCUUCAUAGAGAAAAUACUGUAUACAGGGAUCUGAAACCAGAAAAUAUCCUGUUAGACGAUUACGGCCAUAUCAGAAUAUCUGAUUUGGGUCUAGCUGUGAAGAUUCCUGAAGGAGACUUGAUCCGGGGCAGGGUAGGAACAGUAGGAUAUAUGGCUCCAGAGGUCUUGAACAACCAGAGGUAUGGUCUGAGUCCAGACUACUGGGGCCUGGGCUGCCUCAUCUUUGAGAUGAUUGCUGGACAGUCGCCCUUUCGAGGGAGGAAAGAGAAAGUGAAGCGUGAAGAGGUGGACAGGAGAGUCCUAGAGACUGAAGAGGUGUACUCUCACAAAUUUUCUGAUGAAGCUAAGUCAAUCUGUAAAAUGCUACUAGCCAAAGAUGCAAAGCAGAGGCUGGGCUGUCGAGAGGAGGGGGCUCUGGAAGUGAAGAGACACCCGUUUUUCAGGAACAUGAAUUUCAAGCGAUUGGAAGCAGGGAUGUUGGACCCUCCCUUUGUACCUGAUCCCCGGGCUGUGUACUGUAAGGAUGUGUUGGACAUUGAGCAGUUCUCCACAGUGAAAGGCGUCAACCUGGACCACACAGAUGACGAUUUCUAUUCCAAGUUCUCCACAGGAUCCGUAUCAAUUCCGUGGCAAAAUGAGAUGAUAGAAACCGAAUGUUUCAAGGAGUUGAAUGUGUUUGGACCAAACGGUACUCUUUCACCCGACCUGAAUCGGAGCUACCCUCCCGAACCGCCAAAGAAAGGCUUGCUACAUCGAAUAUUCAAGCGGCAGCAUCAGAAUAACUCCAAGAGUACUACUAAUUCCAAGGCGAAUUUUAACCACCACAUCAACUCCAACCAUAUACAUGCACAUGGCUGACUACACUGGCUUCAGUGGGUGCUGCUUGGGAGCAGAAUUUGCCCUCAGGUCCUUAAAAUUCCAUUUGGGAUACAGAUUGUCUUGAGUGCCUCCCCUGUGAAGAUGAGACAGUCUUUUAAGAGACCAGAAGGUCCUAUGCCUUGCUUAAGUGAUUAUCAAGGAAUAUCCACAGUGUUGAAACUCCUCUUCUUCCAUUCCCAUCCCCCUUUUCCUGAAGAAGCCACAUCAUUUCAAGUCUUUUCCUUUGCCGGCUGUUGGCCAGAUGUUUCACCAAUGCCAGGACUCUUCUAGCAUGUUACUAAGCCAACAGAGUGAGCACACCUCUUGGACGGUUUCCCUUGGAGGCACAUCAGUCUUGGGUUGGGACCAAGUCAACCUCCCUUGGCAAGCAGAACAAGAAGAAUCAAGAGCUUGGUGUCCCUGGAUUUUAUGAGAAACAUCAGGUCUCUUUGCAAUCAAGUGUCCCCCAAGAAAUCUUCAUCCUGUCCAGGUAAUCUUUGUGCUUACAUCUCCCACCUCACCACGCGGCUCCUGAGUAGGCUUCAGGAGUCAGUGGAACAACUGAAUGUGUCCUCUUUGAGUCACCGUUCUAUUUUUAAUCUGGGACACACUUGUGUGACUUUUAACAUUUUGGCCUUUGCUUGGGAAGGUGAAGGGCAUACAUAUUUCUUUGUGCAGUUUCACAUCACAUAGGUGGUGGCCCACAAGCCAUCUCUCACCUGGACAGAUAAACUGUCAUCACCUGCUUAAACAACCAGUCAGCCCACCCAAUUUAAAUACCAACAUUGCAAAUCCACACUCAUGCCCAAGGACAUAUUUCCAGUUUGAUUUUCAAAACCUGCUCUACUGUGGUCAAGAUAUGUACAUAUUUGGAAAUGUCAUGCUCUCUCCAAGAGGGAAAGGGCUUUUCCAAAGGAUUUAGAUGUGACUAUUAUGAGUCAGUUGGAAAGUCAUUUUUGGAAGCACUCCAAAACAAAUGUUCUGGGUUAAUAGUUCAUGGCUUUUGAUCUUAUCUUAAUAACAAUGAUAAUGAUAAAAUAACCAUCAUUCCAGCAUCUUAAAAUUUCUCUCUGUUUUUUUCCUGGAAGAUUUUCACACUGUUUGAUAAAACCAAAUUCUGUUUCUGAGGUUGUUCUGGAGAUAGUGGUUUUUGUGUUCUCUGGCUGCCCUUAAUUCUCUGUACAUUCUAAUAACGUCACAGUGCUGCUGUAUCUAGAUCAAACCACUGUUUUGUUUUGUUUUUUUAGAAAAAUAAAUU
Molecule: messenger RNA, 3167 nt
Organism: Trichosurus vulpecula (common brushtail)
Lineage: Eukaryota; Metazoa; Chordata; Mammalia; Diprotodontia; Phalangeridae
Gene: GRK5
Product: G protein-coupled receptor kinase 5
Exons: 17
Coding region: 149-1909 (586 amino acids)
Biological process (GO): regulation of signal transduction; signal transduction; protein phosphorylation
Cellular component (GO): cytoplasm
Molecular function (GO): ATP binding; G protein-coupled receptor kinase activity
Source: RefSeq, a predicted model, not a curated record